AUGGCUUCGCACCGCACCGGCGGCACCCAACCUUCGGCCCCGCCGGCACCCGACACGGAACAGCCUCGUGUUGGCUAUCCCUACCAACCUCCUCCGUCUGGGCUCUCUUCUCCAUAUGCCCCAGUCGCUCACACUCACAGCAGCGGCGCCGGAGGCUCGUUCGGCCCGGAUCCGACCCGACCGCCUCAAGGAUACGGGUAUUACCCCUACCCUCCACCGCCGCAGCAUCAUGUUUACAGCUCGUUUCCGCCGGGUACUCACCCGGACGUGGUCCGGAGCUUCCAGAUGGUGGACAGGAACCAAAACGGAUAUAUCGAAGAAAAUGAGCUGCAAGAGGCUUUGGCUUGGAAUUACCAAAAAUUCAGCCGCAGGACUUUGCGUUUUCUCAUAUUUCUAUUCAGGAAUUCCCAGGAAUCUUUCUCUCGAAUCGGACCAAAGGAGUUUGUGGAUAUAUGGAGUUGUCUCGGCCAGUGGCGGUCAAUUUUUGAAAGAUUUGAUAGAGACCGAAGCGGGAAAAUCGAUGCUACGGAGUUGAGGGAUGCCUUAUAUAGUCUUGGAUAUGCAUUACCACCUUCUGUUUUGCAAGUUUUGAUUUCCAAAUAUGAUGAUGGCAGUGGACGUAAGGUGGAGCUGAGUUUCGACAGUUUUGUCGAGUGUGGGAUGAUUGUAAAGGGUUUGACUGAAAAGUUCAAGGAGAAGGAUCUACGAUAUACAGGUUCAGCCACUCUAUCUUACGACACGUUUAUGUCCAUUAUCAUUCCUUUCCUUGUUUCAGAUUAG
This is a messenger RNA of Striga hermonthica, 780 nucleotides long. Lineage: Eukaryota; Viridiplantae; Streptophyta; Magnoliopsida; Lamiales; Orobanchaceae. The record is from the annotation of a GenBank genome assembly.